Daldinia caldariorum is the source of this 6576-nucleotide messenger RNA. RefSeq names its product acetyl-CoA synthetase-like protein. Gene Ontology annotation, cellular component: cytosol. The transcript has 4 exons. The coding region runs from base 692 to 6115 and encodes 1807 amino acids. The record is from RefSeq and is a predicted model, not a curated record. NCBI's taxonomy places the organism in Eukaryota, Fungi, Ascomycota, Sordariomycetes, Xylariales, Hypoxylaceae.
UCAAAGCAAGUAGCCCGCAAGCGCUAUAAUUGAUCAAUAAGCGCUGCUAGGGCCGUCCCACUACUUCCCAUUUUCGUUUCUUUUAGGCACUGCCGCUACUGGUAGCAGCGGUGGGUUGGGACAUCAAACUUCGUAUUGCCCUAGUAUACGUGCUCUUCGCAACCUUAUUGCGACUAAUUGCGACCAAUUACAAUCAAUUACCAGCGCAAACUUGAAGAUCACUCGUAAAAACAGGUACCUACCUACACUACCUAAGGUACCCGCACCUACCUAAAGGUUUUUAAAUUUUAGGUAGAUUAGGCACAGCCAGAAUACCUAUCAGGGUUCUGAACGUUUCUGUUUCUCAGAGUUGAAUUAUUCUCAUGUUCCCAUUAAACCUUUUUUAAAUGAUCCUUUUCUUCGAAUACAUAUCUGCCCAACUUGUAGUCCACGGCUGUUUUUUUAUUAUUACCAUGAUACCCUUAUUUUAUAUCUAGCUAAGGUAUUAUUAGUUGGUACCUAGUUAUAUCUUGUUGUGAUAGGUUAGAAGAGGAAGAGAAAUCACCUAUUAUCACCCUCCCGAAACGAUUUGACGUCACGGGCCUCGCUUUUUCUUGAAUCGCUUUUUUGAAUCGGGUGAUCCGGCUGAAGAGACGGUCGUCAACCUUUCUGCGCUCUUCUUUCUUCUUGUACUAGUGGACGAGCAACCGACAUGGCGCAAUUGAAUCCAGACCUGCAGGAGAAGUUGGACGAAUUGGAGAAAGAGCUUCAGGAAGGCGAUAUUACGGAGAAGGGCUUUCAAAAGCGGCGAACCCAGCUACUUUCGCAAUAUCUCGGCCCCGGCGCAUUAACUGAAGCCACUCGAGGCUUACGAAUACAUACUGUAGACGAUGAUACCCCUAAUACGAGCGAAGGGCAUAGAGAUGCAGCAUAUGCCGCUUUAAAUACCGCUAGCCCCGACCUCAGUGACGCGUAUUCCCCCUCGACUAUCAAAUCUCCCAUCGAUUGGCGACCCCAAUCAUCUGGAAUACCCAGCUCGGGUUUCCCCUAUGGCGCCGAGCAUCCGGCUGGGUUAUUACGGCCAGGCGGGCCCCUGGCCGAUUCGCGUCCAAGCAUGAAUCAACGUGAUUCGCUAUUCCUUAUUCCUACUCCUAGCUAUUCCCAGACAAUGGUAUCCGACUCACCUACGCGGUCAGGAACGAUGGUUUCGGGGGACUAUGCUUUCAAGCCGGAGCACCAAGGAGGAUAUGGACAACCACAGCCGCAAAACCCGUAUGACAGUCGGACCGGCACGAUGGUAGACUCCCAGGUGUAUUUUUCCGAUUUUGCUGGUCAACAGUCAUACGACCAAGGUCCCGGCGCCGGCGGUGGUGGUGGCGGCGAAUAUGGCGGUGGUGUUCACAGAUAUUCAUCUAGUGACGCCUUCUCACCUACCGCCGCUAUGGCUCCGCCGAUGCUCACUGCAAACGAUUUGCCUCCCCCUGAAGCUCUAGAGUAUCAGAUGCCCCUCGAACCACGAGAAUUGCCAUUUGCUAUCGUUGACCCACACGAUGAAAAUACGGCCAUGUCGAAUUUUGACAACAUUGCUGCUGUGCUAAGACACAGGGGGCGCACUACUGGAAAGCUCCCAGCAUAUUGGGUGCUUGAUAGUAAGGGGAAGGAGAUAGCGUCUAUCACCUGGGAUAAGCUUGCUUCCCGAGCAGAGAAAGUAGCCCAAGUUAUUCGUGACAAGAGUUCCCUAUACCGUGGGGAUCGUGUUGCGCUUAUUUAUAGGGACUCGGAGGUCAUUGACUUUGCGAUCGCCCUGCUGGGCUGUUUUAUCGCGGGCGUUGUCGCAGUCCCUAUUAACGACUUACAGGAUUACCCAAAAUUAAAUCUCAUAUUAACUUCCACGCAGGCACAUCUAGCCUUAACUACCGACAACAACUUGAAGUCUUUUCAGCGAGACAUCACCACGCAGAAACUGAACUGGCCCAAAGGGGUUGAAUGGUGGAAGACCAAUGAAUUUGGAAGUUAUCAUCCAAAGAAGAAAGAUGACGUACCUCCUUUAUCCGUCCCUGAUCUAGCAUACAUCGAAUUCUCAAGAGCUCCAACAGGAGAUCUUCGAGGUGUGGUACUUAGCCACCGUACUAUAAUGCACCAAAUGGCCUGUCUCAGUGCUAUAAUUCAGACCGUUCCCAGUGGGUCUAGCGACACUUUCAAUCGCACCCUUAGGGACAAGAACGGGCGUCUCAUAGGGGGUGGCGCCAGCAGCGAGAUUCUUUUAUCCUACCUCGACCCUCGCCAAGGUAUUGGCAUGAUUCUAGGCGUUCUUCUUAACAUAUACAGCGGUCAUACGACUGUGUGGGUUGAGAACAAAGCGGUAAAUUCUCCUGGUCUCUAUGCUCAUCUCAUCACUAAAUACAAGGCUACGCUUAUGGUUGCGGAUUAUCCCGGCCUGAGAACUGCUGCUUUCAACUAUCAGCAAGACCCUAUGACAACGCGAAAUUUCAAGAAAGGCAUGGAGCCGAACUUUCAACAUGUCAAGCUUUGUCUAAUCGACACCCUGACGGUGGAUAGCGAGUUCCACGAAGUAUUAGCAGAUCGAUGGCUUCGACCUUUACGAAAUCCUAGAGCUAGGGAGGUAGUCGCCCCAAUGUUAUGUUUGCCCGAACAUGGAGGCAUGGUUAUUAGCGUCCGGGAUUGGUUAGGUGGUGAAGAACGUAUGGGAUGCCCGUUAAAAUUAGAUAUUGACGCGGAAUCCGGCUCGGAAACCGAUAAGGAGGAAGAGAAAGAUAAGGAGAAGGAGAAGGAAAAAGAAAAACCGGCACCAUCAAACGGCUUUGGAAGUCUCCUUGGAGGCGGCACAACGACUACAAAAGAACACGACGCUAAGAAUGACCUCGGCGAAGUUCUGCUGGACAGGGAAGCUCUCAAGACGAACGAAGUCGUUGUCGUAGCUAUAGGAGAAGAUGCUCGAAAAAAGGCGAAUUCUGAGCCAGGCACCGUUCGGGUAGGUGCUUUCGGAUACCCCAUUCCCGACGCCACUCUCGCUGUUGUUGACCCCGAAACGGGGCUUCUAACUUCUCCGCAUUCCAUUGGAGAGAUCUGGGUGGAUUCUCCUUCUCUUUCAGGUGGGUUUUGGGCGUUGCCCAAGCAUACAGAACAGAUCUUUCAUGCUAGACCCUAUAAAUUCGAGCCAGGAGAUCCAACGCCUACAGCAGUAGAACCGGAGUUUCUGAGGACUGGUCUGCUUGGGACUGUAAUUGAAGGGAAGAUCUUCGUGCUCGGAUUAUACGAAGACCGCAUUCGACAGAAAGUCGAAUGGGUUGAGCAUGGCCACGAAGUUGCUGAGCAUCGGUAUUUCUUCGUACAACACAUAAUUGUCAGCAUCCUUCGAAAUUUGAAUAAGCAAGUAUUUGAUUGUUCUGCGUUUGACGUCUUUGUCAACGACGAGCAUCUACCAAUAGUGGUAUUGGAGUCGUCGGCAGCUUCAACAGCUCCAGCAACGUCCGGUGGUCCGCCUAGGCAGCUAGACACCGCGUUGCUAGACACGCUCUCAGAAAGAUGCAUGGAAGUUCUUAUGCAGGAACACCACUUAAGGGUUUAUUGCGUUAUGAUCACGGCACCGAACUCCUUACCUCGGGUAACCAAGAACGGCAGGCGAGAGAUAGGAAACAUGCUUUGCCGGAGGGAAUUCGACCUAGGCAAUUUACCAUGUGUUCAUGUCAAAUUUGGUGUCGAACAUGCUGUGCUAAACCUGCCCAUUGGAGUCGACCCAAUGGGUGGUAUUUGGUCACCCACAGCAUCAGACGCUCGAGGAGAUUUCCUUGGACCUGCUGAUAAGCAGUAUUCGGGAAUCGACAGACGCGAAGUUGUCAUUGAUGAUCGCACGUCUACGCCGUUGAACAACUUCCUAAGCAUCACAGAUCUCAUCCAAUGGCGAGUAGCGCGGCAGCCAGAAGAGCUCUCCUAUUGCACCAUUGACGGGAGGGGAAAGGAAGGAAAAGGCAUCACUUGGAGGAAGUUUGAUACUAAGAUUGCUGCUGUGGCGCUGUAUCUCCGUAACAAGGUAAAUAUACGGCCCCGCGACCAUGUCAUGCUCAUGUAUACGCAUUCUGAAGAUUACGUCUUCGCCGUCCAUGCUUGCAUUAACCUCGGUGCUGUCAUCAUACCAACUGCGCCGAUGGACGAACGUCGAUUGAACGAAGACGUGCCGGCUUUCCUUCAUCUCAUUAAUGACUAUAACGUUAAAGCUGUUCUUGUUAAUAAUGAGGUAGAUCACCUCCUCAAAUCGAAGGGUGUCUCCCAGCACAUCAAACAGUCCGCCCAGUUCCUCAAAAUCAACGUUCCGAACGUGUUUAAUACCUCAAAGCCGCCAAAACAGAACAGCGGGCUGCGUGACCUUGGUAUCACCGUCGAUCCCGCCUGGAUUCAACCUGGAUAUCCGGUUAUAAUAUGGGCAUACUGGACGCCAGAUCAGCGGAGAAUUUCGGUGCAGCUUGGCCAUGACACUAUUUUAGGGAUGUGCAAGGUUCAAAAGGAAACUUGCCAGAUGACGAGUUCCAGACCGGUACUCGGCUGCGUCAGAAGCACCACAGGCUUAGGAUUUAUCCAUUCAUGUUUAAUGGGUAUCUAUAUAGGCACGCCCACUUACCUGCUUUCUCCUGUCGAGUUUGCGCAAAAUCCCAUCUCACUCUUUUUGACGCUGAGCCGUUAUAAGAUAAAAGACACGUACGCAACGCCUCAGAUGCUCGACCACGCCAUGAAUACAAUGCCCGGCAAGGGGUUCGCCAUGCACGAACUGAAGAACAUGAUGAUCACGGCUGAAGGAAGGCCCCGCGUUGAUAUAUUCCAAAAGGUCAGACUCCAUUUUGCGGCGACUGGCCUCGAUAGGACGUCUAUAAACACGGUAUAUUCGCACGUGCUCAAUCCGAUGAUUGCGUCGCGGUCGUAUAUGUGCAUCGAGCCUAUCGAGCUUUGGCUUGACCAGCGAGCACUUCGCAGAGGCUUAAUCGUCCCUGUAGAUCCCGAAUCAGAUCCCAAGGCCCUAUUAGUCCAAGAUUCCGGUAUGGUACCUGUUUCAACCCAAAUAGCUAUCGUCAAUCCAGAGAGCCGGCUCCUCUGUACGGAUGGGGAGUAUGGAGAGAUCUGGGUCGAUUCAGAAGCGUGCGUCAAGGCGUUUUAUGGGUCCAGAGACCCCUUUGACGCCGAGCGCUUCGAUGGACGUACGAUCGACGGCGAUCCCAACAUCAGUUAUGUCCGGACUGGAGAUCUUGGCUUUCUUCAUAACGUCAGUCGGCCUAUUGGACCGGGUGGAGCUCAAGUGGAUAUGCAAGUUCUUUUCGUACUAGGUAACAUCGGCGAGACCUUCGAGAUUAACGGUUUGAGCCAUUUCCCUAUGGAUAUAGAGGCCUCGGUCGAGAAAUCUCAUCGAAACAUUGUUCCCGGUGGCUGCGCUGUCUUCCAAGCAGGUGGUCUCGUAGUCGUCCUUGUGGAAGUAUCACGCAAGGCUUAUCUCGCGUCUAUUGUCCCCGUCAUCGUAAAUGCUAUUCUGAACGAUCACCAGAUCGUAGUUGAUAUAGUUGCCUUCGUUAACAAAGGCGAUUUCCCCCGUAGCCGACUCGGCGAGAAGCAGCGUGGAAAGAUCUUGGCCAGCUGGGUCACUCGGAAGAUGCGCACGGUCGCGCAAUUCGCAAUCCGCGACCCGGACUCCAUUAGCGUGGAGGGCGGCGACGGAACGGGAGAGAACCACCGCGUCAGUGUGGGUAGCAUUCGGAGCAACAACGCUCCCGGCGCCAACUCGUCGCUGAGAAAUAUGGAACACGCCCCGCAGAUAUUGGAACAGGAAGAGCUGGACCACCAGAUGAACAAAAUGUCGGCCUUACCCCAACCCAUAGACCUCUCCGCUAGCAACGAGAGAAUUGCCGAUAUGGACCGCUUCAGCUCGUCGAGGCAGCAGUACCACCACCAGCAGCAGCUACCCCCGCAGAUCCGUCUGCCGGGUCUUGACAGCCGCGACGGUUCGAACGGAGGCGUGGGCAUGGACAUGUGGGAUCGCAGGCAAAGCAGCGCGGGGCAGGAGGAUGAGUGGCAGCACGACGCCCUGAUGCACAUGAACCUCGCCAAUCAGAUGCAGCAGCAGCGGCACGAUUAGGGGUCGGCCGCUUCGAAGCGGAGGCAUUUAUACAGAGAGAUGAGGCGCGGCAGUCGCGUAUGAACCGUACCUAGUCUGGAUUCUUCUUUUUUAAAGCUAUCUUAAAAUGGGCCAGUGGAUAGCUAAUACGAUUCGGAUUCGGCCUUGGAGUUAGCCGGUUCUGUCCUUUUUGCACAACUCGACUCUCGGUAAACGAGGGUCUGGAUAAAACACAGGUGCCUUAUCUAGUCUUUUCUUCUUUUAUUUAAAGUCUGAUGGCUUCGAAUAGCGUUGGGAUUGGGGCAUGCAUGGCCAUCCUUUUCUUUUUUUUUCUUAUAUGAUAUGAAAGAUAUCACGAAUUGGAGAUGUCGAGAUGAAUUAAAUUUACAUUAAGACGGUAAUCAAAGACUGGUUCAUGCGUUUUGCUUUUUUUUAUAAAAAAAAAUAAUAAACAAAAAAAAAUGCUCUUGGUAGCUAACUAA